Anneissia japonica is the source of this 2666-nucleotide messenger RNA. Its product is annotated as protein FAM219A-like. Lineage: Eukaryota; Metazoa; Echinodermata; Crinoidea; Comatulida; Comatulidae. Bases 132 to 722 code for a protein of 196 amino acids. The transcript has 6 exons. The record is from RefSeq and is a predicted model, not a curated record.
UCAAAGGUUUCUCCCCUUGCGAAAGAAGAAAUUUAUCAACAUGCGAAAAAGGAUGUGCGAAUGAAAACAGCUGGUCAAAAAAUAGGAUAUUCCUUAGUUGGCCACGCUCCUAAUUAUCUUAUCGUUUUAAAAUGGAUGAAGAUGAAACAGACAGUGGCUAUAACACUUCAAUAAAUGAACCUUUAAAGAUGGAGAAUUCCAAUGGAACAGCCAAUGGUAGUGACGCAACAUCUGAUUCUUUGAAAGGAGUUCGUCGGCCAACGUCUUUACAAAUGAAAUUAGAAAAACAAAGAGAGGCGGAUAGAAAAUCACAAAGGAAUAGUCGUGAAUAUGCAUUAAUAGACCAACAACCAAGGAAAACUCCAGCAUUAGUAUCUAGGGAUCGGCUAGCAGUGCCCUGGAAGAACUCAUCACAUGAAGCCAGUAGCCAGCCAUUAGUGACUAUAGAUAGUGAAAGCGAAGAUGAGUUUGAUAUCGUCACGCUAACUUCAACACCCUCACAGCAUCAACUAUCGUCUCCCAAUGGACGUAUUGUUUCACAGCAAGUUUGCUCCAAGAUUAAUAGAGAUUUAACACAACAACUUCUGAAAGAUGGAUACAGAUUGGAUGAGGUACCCGAUGAUGCAGAUUUGGACUUGAUUCCGCCCAAGCCUGUGCAUGAUAGAUGCGUUUGCUGCCAAAAUUAUGAUUUUAAUGGAAGCUAUGCCUGUGUAAUCCAAUGAUAGGAAUAAAAAAAUUCCCCCUCCCCCUUCCCAAUUGCAAUAUAUCUGUAUUAUAACAUAUCGUAUUCCAAUACUGGAUUCUGUCUGAAUGGUUUUGUUCAACCCGUUGAGACCGUUAAGAAUUAAUGUUCAUGUCAAUUAUCACAGUUACGUGCAGUAUGCACUUAAACAAAGAGUAAUCAUGACAUUAUGCAAAAUAUGAAGUCAUGACUUCAUGCAAUGAAUUUUUCAAAAAUGAGUUCUCUGACUGUAUAAAAUAAGCGCGUUGACAACUUUCAAGUAGACAUAUCAACUAUAAUUGUUAAUAUGGUAUAGCAUUGCAUGAUUGAAGUGCUGGCCCAGAGCUAGUAAUUAUAGGCAGUUUCCUACAAUUAGUAGCUGGUGGUCUAGUAAUAUAUCAACAAUCUAAUACCUGUAGUAAUAUUGAAUUAUGAAAUUAAUUGAAAUGGAAGUGGAUUAAUAGGCGCUACUAAUUUUUUUUCAUUUUCAAAAUUUAGGACAAUUGCUGAUUCAAGAUACAAGUCCUUUACAGUAAAAGUGAUUUUUUUUACUCUAAAUUACAAGAAUGCGUAUAUGUAUGUAUUAUAAUACUAUAUUGUUAUACUGUACAAAUGUAGAUAUGUCUUACUGAUUAUGUGAGACCUUCUCACCCAAAAUAAUAUGUGGUGUAUAUGAUGUUAAGACCGGUAAUCUUAGAUUUAUUUUCAGUCAUUUCGUAAACAUUUUAAAUUGAAAGCUGAAUUUAGGCUUUCAAGAGUUGAUAGUGAUAGAGACCUACAAUAUCUUGAGCUUUUUCCACACUGACAAAUACCUGUGAUUUGUCCAUAUAUGGCAAUAAUAUGACAUCAUCACGACCAAAUAUGAUCAAAUCGCACAAUUUCUCAGAGCCUAUCCAUAAUGUAGCUGACUUUUUUGUGAGCUGCAAGCACUCUUGUCCUAGGUCCACUAGGCCUACAUUAUGUGUUCUGGGCACUUGAAUUAGAUUGUAGAACAAUUUGUUAACCCCAGAGAUUUCCCCUUGUUAUUGCCUACUGGUUGUGAAAUUGAGAGUGGUUAAAAUCAGUCUGGAAUAACUAUGAUUAAUAUUCAUGAUUAGUAAUAUAGUACCCUAGUAUUCCAUAUUCCAAAUCAAUGAGGUGCAAGUAGAUAACAAUAUUUUAAAAAUUAUUAAUUAUACAUUCCUUUUUUUAGUGCAAAUGUAGAGAAGUAGUUUAGUAUAUUUAUAAAUUGAAAAGUCUAUUGUUUAUUUAAGAGAGGAGUUUAUUAAAUUGCAUAAAUGUUGGUGAUAGACUAUGUGCUACAGCGUUCUGGUACCAAUACAUUGUAAUUUAAACAGCCCUAGAGAGUAUUUCACACCCGCGAUUAGCAUGUGAUAAUUCGUAUAGAGCCAUGAUGACAUAGGCCUGGAAUAGUAGCACAUUUAACAGGUAAUUUGAUUGAUGAGUAUAGUUGAGGAAACUUCCGGAUGCCAUUGAACUUUCCGUAGGAAAUAUGUUAAACACAGAGCUCUAACAAGAAUGAUUGGCACCGGCACAGUUCUUAAGUGUUAUUAGAACCGUUGCCAAUCUAUCAAAUAGUAUUACCAGUCUGUAACUUUAUCCGUCAUGAAUGUUAUGGCGUGUGAUGAGAAAUGACUGAGACCCGGGAGCUAUCUGCCUUCAAGUUGUUAAGUAUCAUUUGUAUUUUGACGGAAAUGUGUAACAGAAAUAUAGCCAGGCCUUUGCUAGUUGUUAUAUAAAAAAAACAAAAUUAAUUAUUUUAAAGCUUUAGUAAGUAUGUUUCAUCCUCCAAUAUUUUAAAUAGGCCUUUCCAAACAUCUUUAUUACAGUAUAUAUUUUUUUUUAUGUGGCAUGAUAAAAAUACUCUUAGUUAUAAACAUUUUUAAGAGUUGCAAAAAUGGAAUUUUAAGUACAAAUGUAGCAUAAAAAAAAAUUUAAAAAAAAA